Messenger RNA from Callithrix jacchus (white-tufted-ear marmoset), 3655 nucleotides. Lineage: Eukaryota; Metazoa; Chordata; Mammalia; Primates; Cebidae. The record is from RefSeq and is a predicted model, not a curated record.
AAAUUAUGUAUUACAAAGCUGUUAAAAAUAAAAUAUGGAAAGACCAAAGUGUUUGUUGAUACUUUAGUUAUUUAAUGAUAUAAACAUUUAAAACCUUUUAAAAUAACUUCUUAAAAAUAGUAUAUUUAUGUGGUGUUCUGUUGCUUACUGCUUUAAUGUAAAACUACAGUGGUAUUGCUACCUUAAAAGUGCUGAAUGCUGGACAUGUUUUCCGUUUUACUGAUGAGAAAAUAAAGCAAGCAGGGUAGAGACAUGUAGAAUAGAGAUUGAGGGUGAGGACUAUGAGAACCUUAUGUAUCUAUAUCCACCGUAUUGCAGCACUGACCACAGGGCCUAGGAACAGGUAGACAUUCACACAGGGAGUAUUUGCUAGAUAAAAGGCAGGUUGGAAGAUGCAGGAGGGGAGUACGCAGAAUGGGAGGAAGAAAAGGAGAGAGGAAAGAUAAAAUUCUGAGUUUAAUUUUUUUUAUGUAUGUAAAGAGUUAGAAGUUUAAUUUUUAACAUUUUUUUAUUGAUGUUUCUUUCUGAACGACUGACCUACGUACUUAUGAUAUGAAACUGACAAUUUCUAACUGAAAUACAUCUUUUGAGAAAAAGGGGAGCACAUAGAAAGUAAAUCCAUACAUUGCAAUAUGAGACAAUUUAGCAAAAGGAAUAAAGUGAGAAAAGAUAUUUUAUUACAUGCCACCUAUUUUGCCUCUCAGACCAAAAUUGACUAUGAAGGGGUAGCUGGGAGUCAGCCAACUGCUUAGUGAUACAUCUACCACUCCCAGAUGACUAUAAGCCAAUUCUUACAAACUUGGCUGAAAACCAAGAAAGUAAUUCACAUGAAUAAACAAGUCAAUAAGCAGGACAAGUGGUGGUGCCUUUUAUACACAUUUCUUACAGUGAAAGAUCUAUUUUCUGAGACUAAGGAGAAAGCUUGGGUAACAAGAAAUUUAUUGAUAGACUAAUUUGUAUUUUGGAAAUAGAAAUCAUAUGAUUUUGAUGACAUUAUAUUUUAUAUGACCUAGAGGAAGUUUUUAGAAAGAUUGAGAUUACCCUAAGGGCUAGGGUAAUUAUGUGUGUAGAAGAAUUUAUCAGGCAGCUCUUUGGGCAAAUGUGAACAGGAGGAAAACCUAGGAAGGCUAUUGUCAGGAAGGACAAAACGUGUUGAGAAGCUGUCAUAAAUUCAAAAUAAGUUAAGUUUGGCAGUUGAAAAACUAUACUAAAGGAAUUUGAAAGCUAAUGAAAGAAAGUUUGCUUAAUUAAAAAUUCUGUUACUAACCCUGAACAUGAAAUAGAUUGUCAUGGGAUCAGGAGAUGAAUUAGGAAAUGAUAACCAUCUUGCUUAAACUUAUAAUGGGAGUAUCCAAUACCUUGUUGAUCAAAUGGGGAAAAAAGUAAUUUUAAAGGUGACAAAGGAAUUCUUUAUACUCUCAAGAUUCCGUCACAAUGUCAUUAAUUGCAUCUUCUUUUCUUUUAAAUAUAUUCACCAAGCAUUUGGAUUAUUUUCAUAAAAUGAUACAUAUUCCAAGAACUUAAAAAUCUCUGACUUAGAUAUCUGGCAAUAAUAAUUAAAAUAAUAAUAAUAAAGAAAUCAAAUCUUUAUUGUUAUUUAAUGUAUACAUAAUCGGAUAAUUUACUAAAAUAUUGUAAUUCUGGACUUCUUUGUCUUUUUAUAUGCCCAGCAAUUUUUAAAGUAAUUGGAGGCUCUGUGGUUUUCAUUUAUCAUAGAAAUAUCAAGUAUAUCCACAUUUUAAUUUAGUUUUAAGCAUUUUACUUCAUAAUCACUUGUGCUUUCCUAUUCUUUUAUGUGUCAGACAUCUUUCUAAUACAGUUAAAAAAAUGAAUCUAGAAACCAUCAUUCUCAGCAAACUGACACAAGAACAGAAAACCAAACACCACAUGUUUUCACUCAUAGGCGCGUGAUGAACAAUGAGAACACUUGGGCACGGAGAAGAGAACACUUGGGCACAGGAACGAGAACAACACUCACUGGGCUAGUGUAUCACAAUGAAUUCUGAACUUGACUAUUAUGAAAAGUUUGAAGAAGUCCAUGGGAUUCUAAUGUAUAAAGAUUUUGCCAAAUAUUGGGAUAAUGUGGAAGCGUUCCAGGCAAGACCAGAUGAUGUUGUCAUUGCCACCUAUCCUAAAUCUGGCACAACCUGGGUUUGUGAAAUCGUGUAUAUGAUCUAUAAAGAAGGUGAUGUGGAAAAGUGCAAAGAAGAUGUGAUUUUUAAUCGAAUACCUUUCCUGGAAUGCAGAAAUGAAAACGUCAUGAAUGGAGUUAAACAAUUAGAAGAGAUGAAUUCUCCAAGAAUUGUGAAGACUCAUUUGCCACCUGAACUUCUUCCAGCCUCAUUUUGGGAAAAGAAUUGUAAGAUGAUCUAUCUUUGCCGGAAUGCAAAGGAUGUGGCUGUUUCCUUUUAUUAUUUUUUUCUAAUGGUGGCUGGUCAUCCAAAUCCUGGAUCCUUUCCAGAGUUUGUGGAGAAAUUCAUGCAAGGACAGGUUCCUUAUGGUUCCUGGUAUAAACAUGUAAAAUCUUGGUGGGAAAAGGGAAAGAGUCCACGUGUACUUUUUCUGUUUUAUGAAGACCUGAAAGAGAAUACCAGAAAAGAGGUGAUAAAAUUGAUACAUUUCCUGGAGAGGAAGCCAUCAGAGGAGCUUGUGGACAAGAUUAUACAUCAUACUUCAUUCCAGGAGAUGAAGAACAAUCCAUCCACAAAUUACACAACUCUUCCAGACGAAAUAAUGAACCAGAAAGUGUCGCCCUUCAUGAGAAAGGGAAUUAUAGGGGACUGGAAAAAUCACUUUACAGUAGCCUUGAAUGAAAAAUUUGAGAAAAAUUAUGAGGAGCAAAUGAAGGAAUCUACACUGAAAUUUCGAACUGAGAUCUAAGAAGGCUUUUCUUAAUAUAUCUGAUUAAAUAUUUCAUUUUAUUAUUCUUCACGUUUUCUUAUUUUGGAUUGCUAUAAAAUACAUAAUCAAGGGUUAUGUUGACAUUUUCUUCUUAAAUUUUUAACAAUUUUUUUUUUGAGACAGAGUCUCAUGCUGUUGCCCCAGCUAGAGUACAGUGAAACAAUCAUGGCUCAUAGCAGCCUGGAUCUCCUCAACUCAAAUGAUCCUCCCACCUCAGCCUCCCAAGUAGCUAGAACUACAGGCAUGUAUAUGCAUGCUUGGCUAAUUUUUUUAAAGUUUUUUUCUAGAAAUGAGGUCUUAUUAUAUUGUUCAGGCUGGUCUUGAAUUCCGGGGCUCAACCCUCCCAAGUAGCUGCAGCAUCAGGCUCACAUCACCAUGCUCAACUAAUUUUUAUUUAUUAUUUAUUUAUUUUUGUAUAGAUAGGGGCUUGUUAUAUUGCCCAGGCUGGUCUCAAACCCUUGAGGUCAAGUGAUCCUCCCACACAAGCUGCCCAAAGUAUUGGGAUUAUAGGCAUGAUCCAUCAUGCCUGGCCCAGGUUACAUGUUUAUUGAGCUGCACAUAUAUACAAAAAGUAAGAAACUUUUUUCCCUACUAUCAUCUCUUAAAUUUUGUUUUAUUUCUUUUUCUUUUUCUUCCUCAUCUUUUCUACUUUUUAUAAAUAUUAUGCACAACUACAACCUAUGAGAAUAAUGUUGUAACACAGGUGAUUCAUCUUGUUAGAGCUGUAUUAAAAAUAAACAAGCAUUUCAGAUUA